AUGAGUCGAAUUCACUUUUGUGGAGAGUGGCAAUUGUCAGGCCUGAAUGAGAAUCACACAGUGGACGAUCGUUUUGAAGAAUUUGAAUACAAGCCACCAUCGAUCCGAAAGUAUAAUGUCAGAGAAGAGGAAGAAAACAACAUGGAAGAACAUUCAACUUUAGAUGAUGAUCCUCUGAACAUCUCCUAUAUUUGUGCUGGAGGAGAAUAUAUUCCCUACAGCCUCUUGUUUUUGAGUGGACACGAACAUCAAUUUUUUCUUCAAGCUCACACAGACAGUGAAAACUCGAGUGCAUUCCAAAAGAUUUCAUUCAAGAGGUUGUUUCAGAGCAUGAUUGAAAAACAUUUUAAUUUUGAAAUGUGUACUCAAAUUGGACAACACAAAGGUAUCAAUAAUAACAAGGUGAAUGCACCACAAUGUCAAACAUCAUUUCAAGACUCACGAGAAAUGAAACAAAUUAUUUGCAACAAUGCAAAUUGCGUUCUUUUUGAAAUGAUGGAUGGAAAAUUGUACUUGUAUGACGUGGGCAAGGUUGAACUUUUUCCAUUUAUUAUUCCUCACAAGAGCUAUGCCUGGUGUAUUGGUAGUGGAAUCAUGUCGUCUAUCGUUCUUGUAAAUGACAUUUGGCAGGAUGACAUUGUAGCUCUUGAAACUAAGAACUCUGCAUGGCUCAAAGAGGAUGGGACCAUCAAUGAAGAUAAGCUCACAAAGAUUGCAUUUCCUGAAAAACCGGCAAACAUCAAAUUCAUGAGAUGCUAUUGCCGCACACUAUUCUUGUUCGUUCUUACGAAUAAUUGGUUGUACGUUUGGCACCAUGGUAGUGCUACUUUUGGAUUUCAUUCAUGUGCUGAAAAAACAGUGACUCGCGUCACAACAGGAUUUGAAGCUGACGGAAAUAUUGUGGCCAUUGAAACAGGAUUUGCACAUGUGGCUCUCUUACUUGACAAUGGACUUGUCUUUGUUCGGGGGCUAAAUAAUUUCCGACAAUGCUCACCCAACGAUGUGGAGAAUCUUGAAGAAUUUUUCAAAAUACCACUCAAAGCACCCGUUUUAUCCAUUUGUUGUGGAUCUACUUGUACUUGUGUCACGACACGAAAUGACAUGAUAUUUUUCGGUGAAGUGUAUUCCACGUUUAUAGAAAAUUCUGAGAGAACAGUUCCACUAUUUAAGGAAGAAUAUCAAACUGUAUUUACGAGCUUGUGGGUUCACGCCAAACAAUAUUUUAACGAGGAGGUAGCUCUAGGACCAUGGCACGCGUUUAUUUAUCAAAGAACAUUUCAUGUGAGACAAUUUCAUUUACAAUUUUUUGUCAACAAACUCAAAGAAAAAGUGGACAAUCCAAUAUUGAGCGAUAUUUCAAUUAGAACCUUGAUUUGUGACUGA
Molecule: messenger RNA, 1383 nt
Organism: Naegleria lovaniensis
Lineage: Eukaryota; Heterolobosea; Eutetramitea; Acrasida; Naegleriidae
Exons: 2
Coding region: 1-1383 (460 amino acids)
Source: RefSeq, a predicted model, not a curated record